Mya arenaria is the source of this 14412-nucleotide messenger RNA. Its product is annotated as hydrocephalus-inducing protein homolog. Gene Ontology annotation, cellular component: axoneme. The coding region runs from base 213 to 13802 and encodes 4529 amino acids. The record is from RefSeq and is a predicted model, not a curated record. The transcript is spliced from 80 exons. Lineage: Eukaryota; Metazoa; Mollusca; Bivalvia; Myida; Myidae. Gene Ontology annotation, biological process: cilium movement; axonemal central apparatus assembly.
UGAUCACGGUGCUCAGCCCUAUCCUGGACUACGGACGCUGUUUUGUCAGGCACCCGUAUGAACACAGCAUAAAGCUGCACAACGACUCAGACCUGCCAGCCAAGUACGAACUUGUUCCCCAGGUUGUCACAGAAGACACGCCUAUACUCUACAGGAGUCCUCAGUCUAAGGGAAUUGUGGAGCCCCACAGUGUGUUGGACGUUGCCCUGGUGAUGGAGCCCCAGGCCCUGGAGGAGCAGGAUGUCCUUGCCCACAUUGCUGUCUUUGGGAGCCCAGACCCUUACAUGUCUGUGCAUGUGGCUUGUAUAGGGGAGGGGCCGGUGGUGCAUGUGAUGCCGCUGGAGCUGGACUGGGGCGUUGUCCCCGUGCUGCAAGACAAACCUAAAACAAUACUACUGUCUAACGAGUCGCUCAUUCCUGCCAGAUUUACCGCACACAUGGUGCGGCCGAAAUCUGUGUACCGGGUGGAGCCGUCUGACGGGGAAAUCCCCCCGGAGAAGAGCCUUGAGGUGACAGUCACCGCCUGCCUUGAGGAUAGUGUCAGGUUCCAUGACAAGCUGCAAGUGAACUUUUUGGAGAGCCAAGUACGCCAAAUCCCCCUCACCUCGUAUGGCCAGGGCACCACCAUUGUGUCUGACCCGCCCCUUAUCCCCAACCUUGACCUUGGGCCUAACUUCAGUAACCGUCCAUACUGCAAGGUGUUCCAUCUGACAAACAAAGGGAGACGACAUCAACAGCUGGUUUGGAGUAUGGAUGGAUUCUCCCCCAUUGCCAAGGCUAAGAAGGAGAUGCAGAGUUACAACCCCUUGGACAUGAAAUACAGGAAUCAGCCGCCACCUCCGGCGCCCCUUUCCCCCGUGUUUAAGGUUACACCCAACAGGUUUGACCUCCCGCCUGGCACCAGCAUUGAUCUCCGUCUCGAGGGAUUUGUCUCCAGCCCGCAGUUUGUGAAGGAGCGUCUGCUGUGCCACGCUAUCAUUGGUCGGCAGGGCGGCAAGGAACUCAUCAUGAAGAUUGAUGUGUCCAGUGACUUCAUCAGUCCACUCCUGGAGUUCUCCACCAAGAGUGUUUAUUUCAGAGUGGAUAAGCAACCAGAGGACACUCUAGAGGCUGUGACCCGGGAGCUGGUCAUAAGUAAUGUAUCCAUGCUGCCUCUCACCACUGACCUCAAGCUCGCCUCGCCCUUCCACAUUCUGCUCGAGCAUGGAACCCAGGUCUCAGAAACUGAGGUUCACCUGGAGGUAAAUCAGACGUACACACUGCGGAUACGCUUCGACCCAGCAUAUCGUGAUGACCUUCACAUUCGCACCAUCGACGAGGUGCUGCAUGUUGCAUACAAGGAGCACCCACAUGUGGACUACAUAGCGCUUCGUGGUGAGGUCUACUUUCCCAACUUGGAGUUUGAGAAAACUGUUAUGGACUUUGGCUGUAUCCUGAAUGACACAGAGGUGACACGAUAUGUGAAUAUCACCAACAACAGCCCCAUGGUGGUCAAAUACAGGUGGUCUUUCUUGAUUGGAAAUGAGCCAUGUACGGUGAUAAAUCGGCCGGUGAGGGUGAUGAGCCCAAUCGAGGAUGCGCCUGCUAGUGAGGUUGCCAGUGAGAGAAGCAGUGGGGGUCAUGAGUCUGCUCGGGCCAAGUCUGCUACUCCUCCCCCAGAACCGUCCACUGUGGAGGUGAUCAUUCAGGAGCCCACUGAUAUGACAGACAACGAGCCAGAGAAAGCUGACACUGAGCCCACUAAAGAGGAAGGUGAAGUAACAGAGACGUUGGCUGGCAGCAUGUCACCUGUUAAGUCUCCAGACAGUGGACGAGAUGUGACAGCAGAUGGCAGUCCCGAUCAGGAAACCUCCCCUAGCGGUAUUGAGAUCACUACAGAGGAGGCUCCCGACAAGAUAGAUGUUGUGGAAGACAAGCCUGCUGAGGACUCGGAUCACACUCGACUUAGUCUGGAUGACCUGGAGCAGGAAGACUAUGAAGAGGACCCUCUCAAGACUAACCGUGCCCUCGCUGCACUUCUAGAGACUGAAUGCGCCGAGGACACAUCACCAAUUGGAGUUGAGGAAGUGUUUGACAUUCUGCCAUUGUAUGGGACCCUGCAACCGGGCGACACUGAGCAGGUUACCAUGACAUUCUACGGGCACGCUGACAUCUGGGGCCAGGCCCGUGCUGUCUGUGAGGUGGAGGGAGGGCCCGUUUAUGAGCUCACACUGAAGGGAGAGGCCUCCCUAGUCAGUUACAAGAUUGACUGUAAAGAAAUUCACUAUGGAAAACAGAUGUAUGACCAUGUCGCAAGCACCACGAUUUCUCUGGUGAACACGGGUAAGGUAGGCUUCAACUUCUGCUGCCUCAACAUGGACCCUGCCCUUGCCCGCAAGCCCAAACCGGGUGUGCCAGUUAUGGUUCCACAUGCAGGCUACAUAGAGCCGAUGAGCGAGCAAAAGCUGACAGUAAAGUACCUGCCGGGCGUGCCAGAGAAGUUUGACCGAUGUUUCCGCGUGCAGGUUGCCCACUUUGAGCCAGACUUGAUCACAGUGCACGGGGAGGGUGUGUUUCCCCGGGUCUCCUUGGACCUGCCAAGACUUGUUGAUGCAGAGGGCCACUACACAGGGCUGGUGCGCGAGGCAAAGCAGAAUGUGUACCAACGCACCAUGUCGAGUCUCGACCCCAAGGGCAGCCCAUCUGUCCAACACCCCCUCGGUCACUCUACCGUUCCAGACAAUAUGCUGGUCGCCCAGUCACAGUGCCCCCAUCAGGAAUCGGUGAAGAAAGUUGCACUCGAGUCCAAAAACAAAGGAGAGCUGUGCGUGAUGCCUUCAGAGCUGGAUGUGCAGCUAGAGGUUGAACGGUUGGCUGUGCGUGACUUCGCCCGCCAUCAGCAGGAGGCUGAAUUCUCGGAAACAUAUGAGCCACAGCCUACCCCGCCCACCAGCAAUGAGAGCCGCGAGUCUCACAACACAGUAGACUCCAAAAGUGGCCGCAAAAAGAAAAACAAGCCUAAGCUACCAGAGUAUGUGCUUGAUUUUGGCUAUGUGGUUCUUGGUGAGCACAGACAGCACGUUGUCAAGGCGACCAACACAGGCUGGUUCCCAGUCUCCUUCCAGGUGGAGAAUGAAAACAUCAAGCAUGCAGGCUUCCACGUGGAGCUGGACCGUGUCCGUAAUCUACCAGGCUCCCCUGACUAUGAGACUGUUGAUUUCUGGGUCAGCUUCGAUCCGCGUGGAGCCAACCUUGGUCUUGGGCCCGUGGAGUGCUCAGUACCAAUCAAUAUCCUAAAUGGGCCAAUGAUUAUGAUGCACCUGAAGGCCAACGUUACCAUGCCAGACAUGCAGAUCUCUGAUGACUCACUCGACUUUGGUGAGGUGCGGUGCGGGGAAUGUCGUGUGGUCAUCGUGCAGCUGCACAACUACCAGAAUGUUAAGUGUGAAUGGAACUCCCUGCCCACCGAGAAGGAGAAGAAACAGUUAUGGAAGUCGGAUAAGAGUAAGUCAGAGAAGCAUGUCCCGAUGCACCUAAGGCGGAAAAGCAAGGUGGACAAGAGCAAGCCCCGGCACUUUGAGAUCAUGCCAGCGACGGGCACACUGAUGCCUGGACAGAGGCUCAACGUCCAGGUCAAGUUCAUGCCCACAGAGGAGAAAUUUUAUGAGCAGCGUAUACCAAUUCGAAUUGCUAAGAGCAGCCAGCGAAUCCUGCUGCUGUGUCGUGGCCAGGGCUCAGAGCCACGCCUUGAUUUUGACUACAAUAUGAUGCAGUUUGGACCAAUUUUGCCACACAGCAUUGGGGAUGAAAAGGAGGUGCUCGUGCGGAAUCCAUGUGCCUUCCCGAUUGAGUUUUACAAUUUGGAGUUUGACUCGCAGUACUUGGAGGAGGAGAAAGUGCUCCGUCUCAUGAAAGGCUACGAUGAAUACAACACCGUCCUCCUGCCACCACGGGCAACCUCAGAGAAACUCCCACCAGAGCUCCUGGACUACUACGAAGAGCAGAUGCAGCGUGUGGAGGAGGCUGAGAAGGCUCGCCGGGAAGCAGUUGAAGCACUUGAGACACAGCGCGAUGGAGACGAUGAUGGAGAGGAUGGGAAGGAUGACUCGGAGAAAAGCGAGGCCGGGCAGGCAGGUGGUGGCACAGAUACAGCCCGCUCACGCCCUGAGUCCCUCGCUGACAGUGGUGAGGGCGGGGACACUUCCCGCUCACGUCAGCCCUCCGAGGAUGGUAAGGAGUCGGGCAGCAGUGUUGCAGUGGGAGAGAUGGAGAUUACCCCCGUAUCUAAGGCCGUCGCCCGCCACCUUGGAAUUGAUCUCUCACCAGAGGGCAAAGCAGCCAGGAACAGGCGGGGCAUUGCCAUCAUAGUGCACGGGGCACCACUAUCAGGCAAAACAACCACAGCAAUCACACUGGCCAAGCACUAUGAAGCAGCCCUGCUUUCUAUUGAUGGCAUCAUACUGGAUGCCAUCUCAAACGGAAACACUGAGGCAGGUCGCCGGGCACGGGAGCUGUGUGCAGAGGCAGCCCGACGUAGGAUGGAGGAACUGCGGGCCCAGGACGGGGAGGAGGGUGAACGGAAGCCUGCUGGUGGGCUAAGUGUGGAGGCUGUCGCUGCCCACACACAGGGUGCAAGUGGACACGUCAGCACCGCCCCCUCCAUGAUCAGCAACCGUAAAACGAGUACUGUUACAGAUCCUAAAGGACUCAAAGACAAGCAUGGUAGCAUUGCCGGCGGUAAGGGGAAUGUGAAUACGUCCUCCAUAGAUGGCGCCACAGGAUCACAGGUUCCGAGCAGCCCCCCACCCCUAGCAGCCCCGAUAGCGCGCCGACUGAGUGUGAGUGCCAGUGUGGCUGGGGAGUCUGGGUUGAUGAGCUGUGUACUCACGGAGGAGCUGCUGGUGGAAAUUCUUGCGGAAAGACUCCAGUUGAAUGAUUGUCACCGCGGCGUGGUUUUUGAUGGGCUAGAGACGCUGUUUGCCCAAAACCAGCUUGUGGCGGCAUCGGCCGUCCUGCGCUCACUCAACAACAGGCGGUUCAUCUACUUCAUCAACCUGAAGCACGACUACGCCCACAUGAAGGAGCAGGAGAAAAAGGAGCAGGAGGAGAGAGAGCACGUAGCUAGCGAGCGAGAGGAGGCAGAGAGGCGUCGUCUGGAGGAGAUGUCCGAGGACGAGUAUGACGCCCUCACUGAGAAUGACAAGGCUGAUGUUGACCGCAAACGCCUGGAGAUCAAGAAGGAACGCAUACGCAAACGCUGGGGCUCUUCGUACAGUAGGAGAAAAGAGAAGGAGGCGCGUGAGGAGCAGGACCGCAUACAGCGGGAACGUGAUGCAGAGUUACAGAAACAGCUUGAGGAAGAGAGGCUAGCUAAAAAGAAGGGCCGAAAGCCCAAGGAUGCUGGGAAGGAGGAACCAGGCAAGGACGGCAAGAAGAGCCAGGCCGCUGGCAAGGGUGUCUCCGCCAGCCAAGAGAAAAUGAAAAUCGCUGGCAAACACGAUGUGGACCACACCGUUAGCAAGACUGGCUCCAACACUGAGCGACCGGAGUCACACCAGACUGAGAAGAGUGACAGUCAAACAGCUGGCGAUGUCGACAAGAAACCAAAGAAGGGGAAGGAUGGUAAGGACGGGAAGGGAAAAGAGAAAGGGAAGGAAGGAGAUGCCCCACCCCCAGAGGAGGUGCAACGUGACCCCAUCAAGGAAGCAGAGCUGCUCCUCAUGCAGAAGUUCCGAACAUUUGAAGUUCACCAGAAGGAUAUAGCAGAGCUGGUUGAGUUCUGGGAUCGCACAACACUCACUGUGAAGCGACCCCGCACCCCAUCGGAACGCUCUGAUGAGGACCAUGCCCAACACCCACCCUCGGGAAAGAAGGUCAAGGGCAAAGGAAAUGCAAUUGUCGAGGGCUCGUCUGAUAAAACCAGUCGCCGCCUCUCCACUCAGCCAGCAGGCAAUGAGAAGCAUGACAAGGAGAAGGCGGAGAAGGAGCGCCAGAAGCAGCUGGAGAAGGAGAACGCUGAACGAAUGGCACGAGAGGCAGCAGAGGCUGCUCGGUCAGCAGGCGAGGGCGGUGGGGAGGAAGGGGAGGAAACUGUGGAUGGCUCCCCAGAACGAGAGGAGGUCGGCGUGCCACAUAUUAUCAUUGACGUCACUGAACGCUCUGCCACCCCUGGACAGAAACUCCAAGAUUCUGGCAAGCUGCCCACUGUUGAAGCUGUGCUUGAUGGACUUGGCCUCGGCCCUAAUGGUCCACCAAUUCCCCCACCAGCCAACUUCAGUGUUGUGCCCUACCCUGUCAAAAGACGAGCACCCCCGGUGUCAGAGUUUGGGGGACGAUACCUGUUUAUUGCUUCAUCACCUGAUGACCCGAAUAUCGGAGUGAUUGAGACAAAGGAGUCAGAGGUUGAAGAGGAGAAGUCAGUUACCCCAGACAAGGGGAAGGAUGACCACCCCACACCGACAAAGGGGAAGGGCGGUCGCAAGGAGGACAAGAAGGAUGGCAAGGAUAAGGAACGAAAGAAGAGUGCCGAGAGGAAGACCACGUCCAAGGGCUCACGGAGAAACUCCUCGGCGGCUGUUUCUCCCCCUCCUGGCCACACCACGCCCAUCUCUGAUGGUGAUGCUCUAAGUACUGCAGGAGAUGUAUUAUCAGGGCUGGAGAGUAAGACACCGAAAUUGACGAUAUUCCGGUGGAUCGUGCCAGCAGGCGGAGAGGUAAUACUGAGACUCAGGUUCCAGUCAGAGGAGCUUGGACAGUUUGACCAGACACUAAACUUUGAAAUUGUUGGCACACGGCGCCGCUACCAGGUGUACUGUCGUGGCAUUUGCGCCUUUCCGACUAUCAGCAGGGAACCAAGGAUUGUGUUCCCGCACCGCAGAAAGAGUAGGAAGCAAGAUGAGAUUGUACACAAGAAGUACAUACUAACGACAGAGACAUUUGAGUUUGGGCCUCUCCUGGUGGGCAGGAAUAGAGACAGGUACAAGGAGGGUCGAUUUCCGGAGCAUAUGGAAACUCUGUGUGUCAAGAACACGUCACCACUGGAUGCAGACAUCAGCUUCUGCUUCCUGCACGACAGUAAAGGCGAGACAUUCCUGCUGGAUCCGCCAACCAUGAUGCUUAAGCCGGGUGACCAGGCAGAUUUGAACAUUUGGGCAUACCCAAUGGUUCCAAACCACUACGAGGACUCGAUUGUGUGCUGUGUCCGCGAGAACCCUGAGCCUGUUGUCUUCAAAGUCUGCUGUGAUGCCUUCCGCCCAGAACUAGACCUGGACCGCAAACAACUCCACUUUGAUAGAGUUCUUCUUCACAGGAAAGACACAAAGACUAUUUACCUGCGUAACAGCACGCAGAUCCCAGUGCAUUGGAAGUUGAGUGGCCUUGACACUCUUGGGGAAGACUUUACCGUGGCUGCAGACAGUGGCAUCGUAGAACCCAAGUCCGAGUACGCUCUCAAUGCGUACUUCCGUGCUAUGAAACCUAUCAACUCUAUGAAGAAGAUGAUAAGACUGGAGAUAUCGGAUGCGGAUGAGACGAUGGGUGUGAUACGGACUGAGCCCAUACAGGUGCUGGCUGAGGCCUACGACGUUGCUGUCGACAUCGCUUUCCCAAAAGGCACAGAUGGUGGCCUCGACUUUGGAACAAUCAAGGUCAUGGACGAGGUGAAGCAGACAUGCACACUAAAGAACAAGGGAAAAUAUGACAUUGCCUUCAAUUUCCUGUUUGAGAACUGUGACCCCACAAACCCGAAUGUGACAAGCCUGUUCUCCGUGAUCCCAUCAAAGGGCACACUGGCCCCGCAGGACCGACAGACAGCUGUUCAGGUGAUCUUCAAAUCUAACAAAGAGGUGGCGGUGAAGGACAUUCCCAUCCUCAAGUGCCAGGUGAUCGAACCAAACAUCUCGGACAGUGGCACUCUUAUUGCCACUAUUCCUGUCAAGGUCUCCGUCAAGGCGGUCUUCAACAAAUACAACAUACUGCCUAUGAGCGACAUCAACUUUGGCUCACUGCUGGUAAACAGUAAGAAGAGUCGCACGUUCAUCAUUGAGAACAAGGGCGAGUUUGACUUCAAGUACCAGAUCACCAAAAUGGUGAAGGAGCCCGCUCAGCCGCCCGCUGGCAGGGGGACACGACCGCCUGUAAAGGGUGAUAAACGCACUAAAUCCCGGGAUGGCUCCAGCUCCGGUCGAUCCAUCGCCAAGCCUAAGAAAACAGAUUCAACCAGGCAAGAGAUGUUAGGCCAGUCCAAGUUGACUCUCGGGGCAUUCACAAUCUUCCCGGCUUUCGGGAUCAUCCUGCCAAAUGGGCACCAGACCAUCAAUGUGGAGUGUGUGGCUGAGACCCAGGGACGGUUUGAUGAGGAGCUAAGCGUAGAAAUUGCGGACAGGGAUCCGACAGAUCACCCCGGAGGAAUUCCCUACAAGCUGCUGGCCGAGGCCUGCAUCCCCUCCAUCAACACAGAUGACAUAGGCGCCAUCUUUGAGGAACACCGUGUCUGCAAGAACCUCAGUGUCUGGCAGCACACAAACUCCCUGGAAAGCAGCGGAGUGUACGCGGAGGAUGAGAAGAAGUUUGUUUUCAACAACGUCAUAGUUGGCCGUAAGGCGACUGCGAGGUUUAAGAUAUCCAACAACCAGAAGGUUCCAUGUGACGUUGUGUUCUCUGUGAAGCCAAUGAAUGCCAAGGGCUCAUCAAAGCACCAGGACAUAUUUGAGAUUGAUCCACCACGUGCCCAGGUGAUGAACCACAGCCACGUGUAUGCCACCGUGACCUUCACCCCUCCUUCCAUGCAAAGCUUCACCGCGAUAUUUGAAGCAGUAAUUGAUGGGCUGUCACCAAACCAGGCGAGGGGUAAAAAUCUGACGUUUGAAAUUUCUGGCGAUGGCAACCUGCCACGUAUCUCAAUCAGAAAACCAACAGUGAGAAACAAGAGAGGACAACCCUUACUACUGUUCAAGAAGAAUCUGGUGGGCCACACAGAGUCACUGCCCCUGGUUCUGGUCAAUGAUGGCACACUGCCCAGCAAGGUGGACAUUGACCUGAUUGACCCAGAUGGAGUGUUUCAGCUGCGGCCAGCAGAUGGCACUAACGCCAUUAUGGCAGACCCAGAUCAGGAAGAUGGAGGUCGCAGGCCACACACUGCAUCUGUCAAUGUGAGUGUUGGAGAGACAGUAAGCUUCUACGCGCUGUUCCGUCCGGGAGCUGUGCAGCGAACACAGGGCCAUGUGAGGGUGUCAGUGAUUGACAACCAGUAUGAGGACUCUGUGGUGCAGCUGGUUGGGGAGGGCUAUGAGGAUGAGAUUACCCUUGACAAGAUUGGCAGUGUGGAGACACCCAUCAACCCCGAGAAGGAGGAGGGGAACAUGGCGGAUGACGACGUCUCUGCUGCUAAACCAAACCUCAUUCGAUAUGGUGACUGUUUCAUCAAUGAGCCAAGGACGCUGACAUUUUCCAUGACAAAUCACUCGCGUUCUGACAGUAUACGGUUCCAGUGGCCAGAGCAUGCCCAGCUGCGGUUUACACCGACUGUAGGCCAUCUCCAUGCCGGGGCCAGCAAGGACUUCACUGUCACAUUCCGCUCUGAAAAGCCUGUGACCCUCACUGAGGCGCCUAUACCCUGCAGGGUCACUAAGAUCACCUUCCCAAAACCUGGACAGGUGUCAGACUGGGAUGACCGUAUCAGAACGGUACGUUGGGUAGAUGUGCCUGUGUCCGCUGGUGGGGAGAGCAGCACCGCUGGCACUGGCAACAAGACUGCCACCACCACUCCUCGUCCUGCCAAGAGGAAGGUGGUUGAGACAGAACCAGAACCCCCACACACUGAGGUUCCAGAGUCAGGUCGAAAUGUGGAGCUGCUGGUGAACGCAGUGGCCGACUUCAGCAAAUACAAGUGCAAGGUGGAGGCCAUUAAUUUCCGCGAGACUCUCAUGUUCCAGACGCGCGUCUACGAGUUUACGAUGAGUAACAAAGGGAACGUUCAGCUGGACUACAGCUGGCAGGUGGUGAUGGAAAACUUCACACCCACAAUCCAGCGGGCCGUUACCUUUAUCUCUGAGGGUGACCGUCCAGAGUCCCGCGUUGAUGUUGUUGACACUCAGUAUGUGCCCUUCACGGUGGAGCCGGAGUUUGGCACGAUCCUUGCCGGCAAGAAGACCAACUUCACUGUUAAAUUCUCUCCUCUGGACUCCAAUGAUUACGAGGGACGUCUUCUCUGCACGAUGUCUAACCUGGAGAAGAGCCAGCAGGGCCCUGUGCUGGGUGUGAGGGGGAAAAGCCUUAUGCCUUACUGCCACUUUGAGCUUGAGGACUCAGACUAUAUCACCAAUGCCCGCCGUAACCCAGAGAUGCGUGGACCGGGAGGAGCCCCGCCCGGGACUACCCUGGACCCCAACACCCGUGUCAUUGAGUUCCUCACAACUGGUGUCGCUGUCAAGGCCACCAAGUCAUUUGCGAUCGUGAACCCAACUAGCCAGCUGUACAGCUUUGAGUGGAUCUGUGAGGACGAGCCGGAUCCCAAACACCCACCAGCCUUCAACUGCCUCCAGCAUCGUGGUCAGAUACGCAGUGGCAAGAAAACAAACGUGACGUUUGAGUACAACACCACCCAGCUAGACACCAUGGAGUCAUUCUGGCGUUUCCAUGUGCCGGAACAGAAUAUCAACAUUCCGUUCCUUUUGGUUGGGAAGGCUCGUGAGCCCGACAUUGUCAUGGAUCGCUCUCACAUGAACUUCAAGGCUCUUCUCAUUGGUCAUGAGGCAGUUGAGACAGUGUAUCUGAUGAACAACGAAGACCAGCCAUUCCACUUUAACUUUGAGGAGGACUCGACCCACUCUGCUGGCUACUCUGCACAACUUUAUGUGGAGCCAAUGGCUGGCCAGAUACCACCAAACUCCAGCCUUCCCAUCAACCUUUUCUUCAAACCAAACUCGGACAAGGAGGUUAACUUCAACCUGGUGUGUAAUGUGCGCCGGAAGACUUUGCCAGUGACAUUGAACGUGAAGGCAGAGGGCUACUCGAUGGACUGUACGCUGCUGUGUGAGGACUCCACCGGAAACCGCAUCCAACUCACUCCUGACGGCCUCAACCAGAUAGACUUCAAGGAGGUGGAGGUGAAUGAGCAACAGAUCCGCAACUUGUUCAUCCUCAACUCGGGCAAGUUCAACUUUGACUAUGAGUGGCAGUUGAACAUCCCUGGCAAGCGUAGAGACAUGGUGAGCAUCGCACCGGAGUCAGGGGGCGUGAGCCAUGGGGAGCGGAAGAAGUGUGUGCUCUCUUUUUGCCCGACCUCCCGUAUGACUCUCCGUGACAGCGAACUCACACUAAAGGUUCACCAUGGGCCCAGUUUCCACGUUGAGCUGAAGGGUCUUGGUGUUAGCCCAGGACUCCACUUCUCCUUCCUGUCUGCCAACUUUGGGAGCUGCUUUGUAUACCGGGCUGGUAUGCCCACCCACACACGUACCCUUCGCCUCACCAACAAGGACAAGAAGGAAAUCAGUGUGGACUGUCUGUACACACCCACAGACUACUUGCGGUUUGCAUUUGAUGCCUGCGUUAUCCAGCCUGGCGACCAUGUGGAUGUGUUGUUUGAGUUUGUGCCACGUGAGGCACGCAAGUACCGUGAGGUUGUUACCUUUGAGGUGAAUGGCCUUUCCAAACAAGACAUAGAAAUUCUGGGAACUGGAACAGAAAUGAAGAUUGAGGUGGCCAACCCGAAGCACAAGAUCCUGAACCUGGGAGCCCAGGUGGUUGGAAAGGUGGUGAAACAGUAUGUGCCCAUUGUGAACAACAGCCCCGCUGCAAUAACGUUCACGCUGGCACUCACCCCAACCACACCAGCGCUGCAGACACCUGGGGUUCUGGCCAUCGCCCCAACCCACCCCAUCACCCUGGAGGGCCGUGGGGGAACCUGUAAGGUUGAGGUUCUGUUUAAGCCGCAGGGCCGCAUUCCCCAGUUCAUGGAGGAGGUGCUGCUUGAGUGUGCAGGUCUGUCACAGCCGCUGUUUGUCAUCCAGGGCUCAUGUCUGGGGAUGGAGGUCAGCCUCGACACAACCUCCAUUCCAUUCGGGGCCGUUGUCCAGCGCAGCCAGACCUCCCGCAAGAUUGUCAUGUCCAACACUGGCGAUAUGAAUGCCAAAUUCAACUGGGAUGUGGAGAGUUUCCGGCCUGACUUCUCCAUCUACCCUGUACAGGGCUACAUCACUCCUGGCAUGGAUGUCACCUUCGAGGUGCUCUUCCACCCACAGGAGAUCAGCCAGGACAUCAGAUAUGACAAGCUGAGGUGUUCCCUAGAGGGCGGACCCCACAAGCCAGUGACCCUUACACUGACUGGGACCUGUAUUGGUAACCCACAGACUCGUGAGGGUCAACACUUCUCCACAAAUGUGAGGGUGAAAGAUACUAAAAACCUGACCAUUCCCAACCGAAGCAACCAAACUUGGCAUCUUAAACCAAUUAUCGAGGGUGACCAGUGGAGCGGGCCAGUCUCAUUUAUCGUGGAGCCACAGCAGACCCGCCAGUAUGAGAUCACUUACCUGCCCCUAACCAUGACCACCGAGGGCAAGAAACACCAGGGGUCUAUAUUCUUCCCAUUGCCGGAUGGCUCGGGGCUGAUGUUCAACCUGUUGGGGACUGCAGAGGCGCCACGGCCCAGUGGAAAGAUCCAACGAGACAUUCCAUCCAAGACCUGGUAUAACGAGAUGCUACCUGUUCACAACUGGCUCAAGAAACCACAGAGGUUCCGUGUGAAGGUGGAGCCGAUGCGGCAGGAGAAGUUUGACACAGGGAUCCAGAUAAAGAACAUGGACUACAUUGAUGUGCCGGCCAGCAGCAAGAAAGACUACAAACUCUCCUUCUACGCCUACAAGGAGUUUGUCACAUCCAUGAAGAUUACAUUCAUUAAUGAGCCGUCUGGGGAGUACCAGUAUUACGAGGCAACAUUCAAGGCAACGCGACCUGGUGUCAUCUCCACCAUUGACUUGGUGACGCCGGUACGGCAGUCCGUGCACCACAAAAUCCGGCUGGACAACCCGCUGCCCCAGCCUGUACUCUUCUCAGCCACCUGCAACAUCCAAGAAGUGCUCAUGCCCAGUACCCUCAAUGUACCACCAAACUCCAGUGCGGACUUCACGCUGGAGUACCAGCCACUGCGUGUCGGGGAGGCUGUUGCACGUCUUGAGUUCAGCAACAAUGAGCUGGGAUUUUACUACUAUGACCUUAACCUGAAGGCGACAUCUGCUGGCCCCGAGCGAGCACUCUACUUCCGUACAUGCAUAGGCCAGAGCCAGGUCCAAGUAGGAAAGUUCCUCAACUUCGCCAAGCAGAAAACAGACUAUGCUUGCAAGGUGGACAACGGGGAUUUCCAUGUAGACAAGACAGUGGCUGCGGCUCCAGGCUCCACUGGAGGAACUGAGGUGGCCCUGGACGUGACGUUUGAACCAUCACGCCUGGGUGAGCAGCGGGCCCUGCUGGUAGUGAGCUCCCCUCUGGGCGGCGAGUACACUUUCCCACUGUUUGGCACCUGCAUCGCCCCCAAACCCCAGGGGCCUUUUAUUAUCAAGUCUGGAUCCACCACAACCAUCACCUUCAGGAACGUCUUCAGUAACACAACAGCAUUUACAUUCCAAGUGGACAAUCCGCUUUUCCAUCUUGUAAAGUCCAGCGAGAACAUUAGAUCCCGAAAAGAUCAUCGCAUUGCUGUUGGAUUUGAUGGCAAUGAUUCAGGCUCAAAGGCCGCAGUGAUGGGAAAACUAGUUGUCACUUGUGCGCGGUCAGCUGGCGGCAACUCUAAUGUACAAUGGGUCUAUUAUCUGAAAGGAAUUACCCAGUAACUGAACAUUGUGACUAAGUGAUAAAAAUGUAACUUAAACAUUGACCAACAAUUAAGGGUCAUGUUGUUUGUCUUUUAUUAGUUGUUAUUUGUUAUAAACAUUCAUAUAAAAAAAUGUAAUGUACACAUUCCUGUUAUGUAUUUGUGUGUUAUGAUAUAUACCUAUAGUGAUGAUAAAUUUUCAUGUGAGAUAUUUUGCUUUUCAUAGAAAGGAACCUAUUUAUACUGCCCAUUGUAUUAGUGAAAAUUGAUUGUGAAAAAGGCUGUUAUUUUUCCAGCUAAGUAUUUUACAAGUGCUGCUUUAUCGAUGUCCGUCCAAAAUACUUAUGUCCACAAUAUAUUUUCUCAAUUUCUUUUUAUAUUACCACUUGUUAUUAUCAUUGUAUAUUUUGAUAUCAAUUGCCCAAAUUAGCUAUGUAAAUCCGUUUCAAUGUGUUAUCUUUGAGCUGCGGUAUUUGAACUGGUGUGAUGACACAACUUGGAUAUUCUGCUGUGAUAACUCGCGAGGUUUACAUUUGUUUGUAAGAAAAUGACGAUAAAUUAAAGCUGUGAUAGCCUGCGAGUUUUACUCAUUUGUUUGUUAAAAAAUCACAAUAAAUUUAAGUUGUGAA